This is a messenger RNA of Zychaea mexicana, 2015 nucleotides long. RefSeq lists its product as uncharacterized. The transcript is spliced from 10 exons. The coding region runs from base 96 to 1757 and encodes 553 amino acids. Gene Ontology annotation, molecular function: protein binding. The record is from RefSeq and is a predicted model, not a curated record. Lineage: Eukaryota; Fungi; Mucoromycota; Mucoromycetes; Mucorales; Lichtheimiaceae.
AGAUGUAAAAGCUUGUACAACCGAAUGAAUCUACGCAAAAACCUUUUUUUUUCACUUACCCACUAUCUUCUCUUCUUUCCAAAAACUACCAACGGAUGGUGUUGCAUAUUGCACGCAUGGACAAGCUUUUGUGGAUUGCUUCAUUUGCUUUUGUGCUGUUCAACAGUCAAAGCACGGCUUUGCAGCCUCCUCCUCGAAUGUUGGCAGGAUGUGUAUCGCUUGAUUUUUGGAUAUACUGCUAUGGUGGUAGCCACGUAACAUUUUCAGCAACCAACACCUUUGACAGUUCGGGCGACUUUUAUGCUUUGGAUGUUGCAGAAAGCUUUACGGUUAGCAGCUCCAACUCGGCAUGGGUGGAAGUGCAGGUGAAUGGAACGGUGAGACCGGAAAACAACACAAUGUUUGGCAUGGUCGCACUACCACAGCAAGACGCAAUUGUCCUUACAGGUGGUGCCGGAAGCGUGUACUCGAAUCAAUCCAUCAGUAAUCCUACCAUUGCGUAUAACAUAGAAUCAAACGAAUGGCAGACUUUGAGCUCAAACGCUGGACUCCAGUCUUACGCUGCUGGAACAGCUGCUGAUGCCAGUGGCAGAAUUUAUGUGUUUGGCGGUAUCAGUGACGAAGCGACAGGCGAGCUUGAAAUGACCGAUACGCGAAACAUGCGAAUUUUCAAUUAUGAGUCAAAUCAAUGGUCUAUUGUCGGACUUCCAGAUCAGUUCCAUUCUUAUGCUUGGCAUGAGGGCGUCAUGGGCAAUGAUGGGCGCACGAUCUACUACAUGGGUGGUGAAAUUCAAGGCUACUUUACUUUGAACAACGGAUCACAAGUAUACGGUGCUUCGGAUAACACGUUCGAUGAAAUUAUGACCUACAAUACAGAAACGUCCUCGUGGGCGACACUGAAUGCCACAGGAGAAAGAAUUCCAACUACCCGAAUGUGGCAUACAGCAGCACUCAAGCCAAACUCGGAUGACAUCGUUUUGUACGGUGGUCGCACAACUGGAGAUUUAAACGUUACUGCCGAUUUUUGCUAUGUUUUGAACACGGUUUCCAUGGCUUGGAGACAAAUUGAUCUGAGCUCAAGUGCUGGAGCUGGUCCUCGCUUUGGGCAUUCAGUUGCUUUUCCUGGAAACAGUACCAUGAUGUUUGUCAUGUUUGGCGUCGAUGCUAAUCUUCACCAACGCACGGAUUUCCAAAUUCUUGAUACUGACAGUUGGCAAUGGAUAGAUAACUACACUGGUCCUGGACGCAGCAACUCAACUGAGGAUCAGUCCGAUACUUCUGGAGAUAAUGGAGCCGAUGGUGGAGCUUCAGCGGGCACUAUUGCGGGAGCAGUUGUUGGCGCCCUUGCGGGAGUUGCUAUCAUUACCGGUGCGCUUUUCUUCUUCAUCCGACGACGGCGGCGGCAGCAGAGACAGGGCGCAAAUGCGACCAGACAAGUGGAUGAAAAGAAUAUGGGAGGAAGCGCUAAGCCUCCUGCUUCAUACAACUAUAGUAACCCCAAUAGUAGCUAUACUAUACAACAACAACAACAAGCAUCGGUAUCACCACCGCAGCAUUAUUCACAAUAUGCGCCAGCUGUACCAGUGACAGCAACUAUGAGCUCAACGAGCAGUGGGACAUUCCCUCCGACAACAAAUCAAGGAGCAACGACGACAACGUCGUCUCAAGGCCAGAUUGCUUCUUCUAAUAAUCCUCAAGAUGCAUAUUAUACUCCACAUCUAAGAUUGCAGCCCGUGAAGCCCGAUGGUGCAGAAUAAUGGCAUUAUAAAAGCAGCCUUUUUUCUUGGACAACAACAACAGCAGCGACACGUUUAUGAUAUGUCCUUUAUCUGUAACUCUUUGUAUAUUAUAGUUUACGAAGUCAUAUUUAUAUAUUUUACCCGCUAAUAGUAGGGUUAACAAAAACUUGAGAAUGACGAAUAUACAACAUGUAUUUAUUUAACCAUGAAUUAUGGUUUGAUAUGUUUACGUCAAAAGAAUGUGAAAGGAUUAUAAUUUGACAUAUAUAACUUGAU